This is a messenger RNA of Pungitius pungitius (ninespine stickleback), 3031 nucleotides long. It is a transcript of the gene tm9sf2, whose product is annotated as transmembrane 9 superfamily member 2. Gene Ontology annotation, biological process: protein localization to membrane. Gene Ontology annotation, cellular component: membrane. Lineage: Eukaryota; Metazoa; Chordata; Actinopteri; Perciformes; Gasterosteidae. Bases 130 to 2067 code for a protein of 645 amino acids. The record is from RefSeq and is a predicted model, not a curated record. The transcript has 17 exons.
AAGAGUGACUUCCGGCGUGUGACGUGUUGGCCGCUGCCGAACCGGAUCUUGGUGCCUCUACGGUUUAGAUUUCAGAUGCAAGUUGAAGAGGUGAUUAGGGGAGCAAUCUAACGCCCAAUCGGCGACACGAUGUUGCGGUGGCUUCUCGGAGCGGCGCUGCUGUGUCCGGCAGCCGGCUUCUACCUGCCGGGACUCGCUCCCGUGAGCUUCUGUGAGCCUGGAAAGGACCAAGUUCCAGACUGCAAGUCGACCAUCGAGCUGUUUGUGAACCGGUUGGACUCUGUAGAGUCCGUUCUGCCUUAUGAAUAUACUGCGUUCGACUUUUGCUCAAAAGAAUCCAAGAAUCGUCCAUCGGAGAAUCUGGGCCAGGUUCUUUUUGGGGAGAGGAUUGAGUCCUCCCCAUACAAGUUUGAGUUUAAGAAGCCUGUGGCGUGUGAGAAGGUGUGCACCCUCACCUACGACACCAACAACCCAUCAGACAAAGCCAAACUGGACUUCCUCAAGAAAGGCAUGUUGCUCAACUACCAGCAUCACUGGAUUGUGGAUAACAUGCCAGUCACCUGGUGCUACGAUGUUGAAGAUGGACAGAAGUUCUGCAAUCCUGGUUUCCCUAUUGGCUGUUUCGUCACAGAAGCAGGACGCCCCAAAGACGCCUGCGUGGUCAACUCUAACUUUAAUGAAAAGGAUGCUUUUUACAUCUUCAACCACGUGGACAUCACCAUCCAUUACCACAUCGUUGAGCAUGAACAGCUGGGGGCUCGUCUCGUUGCUGCCAAGAUUGAACCCAAAAGCUUUGAGAGCCCUAGUGAAGAUGGCCAGGCUUGCUCUGGGGGGCCCAAGUUCCUGAGAAACACACACUCUGGAGUGUUUGAGAUCCCAUACACCUACUCGGUCAACUUUGUGGAAGACAAGAAUAUUCGUUGGGCAUCUAGAUGGGACUACAUCCUGGAGUCAAUGCCUCACACCAACAUCCAGUGGUUCAGCAUAAUGAACUCCUUGGUGAUUGUGCUGUUCCUGUCUGGAAUGGUAGCAAUGAUCCUGCUGAGGACUCUGCAUAAAGACAUCGCCAGGUACAACCAGAUGGACUCUGUGGAGGACGCUCAGGAGGAGUUUGGCUGGAAGUUGGUCCAUGGAGACGUCUUCCGACCUCCAAGAAAGGGAAUGCUGCUGUCGGUGUUCCUCGGCUCUGGAACCCAGAUCUUCAUUAUGACCUUCGUCACCCUUUUCUUUGCCUGUCUUGGGUUCCUCUCUCCUGCGAACCGCGGGGCUCUGAUGACCUGUGCCGUGGUUCUCUGGGUUCUUCUGGGAGCUCCUGCUGGAUAUGUGGCUGCUCGCCUCUACAGAUCUUUUGGAGGAGAGAAGUGGAAGACCAACGUUCUGCUGACAGCCUUCCUCUGUCCUGGGGUGGUGUUUGCUGACUUCUUUGUGAUGAACCUGAUCCUGUGGGGUGAAGGCUCUUCAGCAGCCAUGCCCUUUGGGACCCUGGUAGCCAUUCUGGCUCUUUGGUUCUGUAUCUCCGUGCCGCUCACCUUUAUAGGGGCCUACUUUGGCUUCAAGAAGGCAGGCAUAGAGCACCCAGUGCGGACCAAUCAGAUUCCUCGUCAAGUCCCAGAUCAGUCCUUCUACACAAAGCCCUUUCCUGGUAUCAUCAUGGGAGGAAUUCUGCCUUUUGGAUGUAUAUUUAUUCAGCUGUUCUUCAUAUUGAACUCCAUCUGGUCCCAUCAGAUGUACUACAUGUUCGGCUUCCUUUUCCUCGUCUUCAUCAUCUUGGUCAUCACCUGCUCCGAGGCCACCAUCCUGCUUUGCUACUUCCACUUAUGUGCCGAGGACUACCAUUGGCAGUGGCGUUCCUUCCUCACCAGCGGCUUCACUGCGGUCUAUUUCCUGGUUUACGCCAUUCAUUACUUUUUCUCCAAGCUGCAAAUCACUGGACUGGCCAGCACCAUCCUGUACUUUGGAUACACCAUGAUCAUGGCUCUGAUCUUCUUCUUAUUCACAGGUUCAAUUGGCUUCUUCGCCUGUUUCUGGUUUGUUACAAAGAUCUACAGUGUGGUCAAAGUGGACUGAAGGAUCCAAACUGUCAACAGUCCAUCGGCUGCAAAUAGUUUUUCUCCCAUAAACCUGUGGAACUGACCCGGUCUGAACAAUGUGAACCAUCGCCUCAUUUCCUCAAGCAGAGAGAACGGUGCCUCAGACUCAUGUUUGCAUGUGAGUGGGUUGUCGUACAUCGAGUGUCUAUCUGCUUCCUGCACACGGGGCAGCGACCAGAGAGCAUGGCGGCCGUCGUGUCAUGCAUUUAGAGUUAGUUUUAUGAUCCAUGGACAUGGUUUUGCAGAUGUAUUUGGUGAUUGUAGUCCGCCAAAUGAGUAUUUGAAGAUCUGCUUCUUAACCUUACCAUUUCUUUUUGGAUAUUAUGUUUAAAUACGCCAAAAAUGUGUUUACAUGCACAUUUAAACACAGAAAGGGUUCAAAGACCUGUUCCCACCUUCUGUUGCUAAUCGAUGUGAGGCCUUCCUCCAGUUUUUCACGAUUGGUUUCGUGCAUUUCCAAAAAUUCCAAACCAUGUGUAACCAACCGAUGUAUUUUCUGGGCUAUUACAAGAUGGAAGAGGCAGUAAUAUGUUGUCAGAACAACAUGGUGUCUUUAACUCACUGAAUAAUUUACUGGAAUUGGAGGCUUUAUUUGAGCGGUUUAUAUAUUCCUGAAGCCAAAGAAAAGCAUGAAUUGAGUCGUUUUAGUUUACUUUACAUAAAACUUCAAUGUGAUUAUUUUGUCCGUAAUAUUAAGGUUUUCAAGAUGCUGUUCUUUUCAGUAUUAAGUUGGACAUUGAUCAAGGGUCACCACUCUGGAUCCAUUGGGACAGUGUGUUUUGAUGGGCUACAAGCUGCCUGUAUUGUUGGACUUGUGAUCUCUGGAGACGCAGGUGGCAUCUGCUGCGUGUCAAAUGCUUUGCUGCACGUCACAAAUUACUUCUUUUUUUUUCUGAUUAUUUGUGAAGCAUACCGUACAUCUGAUUAAAGCGAUAAAUUGC